Messenger RNA from Closterium sp. Yama58-4, 151 nucleotides. The record is from the annotation of a GenBank genome assembly. Lineage: Eukaryota; Viridiplantae; Streptophyta; Zygnematophyceae; Desmidiales; Closteriaceae.
GUCCGUGCAAAAGUUGGUUUCCUGGCCUGCCGUGGUGCAACGUGGUGCAGCGUGGCGUGUGGCUGCCUCUACCCGCCCUGCUGACCACCCGCUCGAGGAGCAUUGGAGCAUCAAGGCAUCAGUGGCAUCUCGUCAGCAAAGCAACUGGGAA